AUUAAGUACUUAGGAAGAAGUAGAGAAGCACAAGACUAAGAGAGAGCGUUUCUUCUCUCAAAAUGGUGAAGGCAGCAGAGAAGUUCCAAGGGAUCUGUAAGGAACUGGACAAGUUCUUGGAAGCUAAAAUGGACAGUGCACGAGAAAGAAGGCAUUCCAGAGAGGCAUUCAGGCAGAUUCAGCUUGGGAUUGAUCAUUGCUUAAUGAAGAUACCAUAUGAAGGUUUAAAGAUAGAAGAGUCUUAUGAAGCUAAUUCCAGAGGACUAGAAAUAUUUUCAAAAAGCUGGCUUCCUGAGAAUUCUACCCCCAAGGCAUUGAUUUUCUAUUGUCAUGGUUAUGGUGAAACAUGCACUUUUGUGUUUGAAGGAAUUGCAAGAAAAUUAGCAGCUUCUGGCUAUGGAGUGUUUGCAAUGGAUUAUCCAGGGUUUGGCCUUUCAGAAGGUCUUCAUGGCUAUAUUCCAAGCCUUGAUAAGCUUGUCACUGAUGUUGCAGAACAUUUCUCUAUAAUCAAAGAGAACCCCAAAUUCCAAGGCCUCCCAAGUUACCUAUUUGGGCAGUCACUGGGGGGAGCAGUAGCGUUGAAGGUGCACCUAAAACAACCAAAAGCAUGGAGUGGUGCCAUUCUUGUUGCACCUAUGUGCAAAUUUGCAGAUAAUAUGAUCCCACCAUGGAUAGUGGUACAAAUUCUUACAGGCAUAGCUUAUUUGUUUCCAAGGCUAAAAAUAGUCCCACAUAAGAAUUUUGUCAAGAUGGCUUUCAGAGACUUAAAAAAGCAAGAAUUGGCAGCAUAUAAUGUUAUUGCUUACAAGGAUACAGCUCGCCUCUGGACAGCUUUAGAGUGCUUAAGAACCACCCAAGAGCUUGAACCACGAUUACAAGAGGUUUCUCUGCCAUUACUAAUUCUGCAUGGAGAAGCUGAUAUUGUAACAGAUCCAUCUGUGAGUAAGGCUUUGUAUGAGAAGGCAAGUAGUUCAGACAAGAAGCUCAAGCUUUAUAAAGAUGCUUAUCAUUCUCUUCUUGAAGGUGAACCAGAUGACAUCAUUUUCCAAGUUCUUCAUGACAUUAUUUCCUGGCUUGAUCACCGUUGCAAAAAAGGCAAUCUUUAAUUUAUUUAUUUUUUUAGAAAAAAAAAUAAUGUGUUGUUGAUUAAUCUUGUACAACAUUCAAUUAAAUUUCCAGAAAGUUAAUUUCUCCAAGGU
Jatropha curcas is the source of this 1199-nucleotide messenger RNA. RefSeq names its product caffeoylshikimate esterase. Lineage: Eukaryota; Viridiplantae; Streptophyta; Magnoliopsida; Malpighiales; Euphorbiaceae. The record is from RefSeq and is a predicted model, not a curated record.